CUUAUUAUCUAUCCAUACCAUAAAACGAUCAACAAACUCCUUUCUUUUUCUCUUUACUCCCCCUCAAACUAUGGCCAUGUCUAUGGAGCUUGGAAGUUCUGCAUUUUCCUUACUCCAUGGCAGCAGACCAUCAUCUUUCUCUCUCUUACCAACUAACAAUUCCCACCUUUUUCAGUUGAAUAAAACCCAAAACACCCUUUACAAAUUCCUUCAUUUCUCUCCUCCUUCCCGCCAAUUCUCUGUUCUUCAACGGUCAUUUUUUCAAACUCCUACCCAUCUCUCAGCUUCAUCUUCCUCUACCUCUUCGACGGCCGAUAUCGAAAAGGAUAAGCUUCCUGCUGAUCUUGAUAUUACAGAAGUUAGAGAGCCUAAUUCUAGAGUCAGGUUAAGUGUGAGUGUUCCAUCAGUAGUAUGCGAUGAUUGUUAUAGAACAGUUAUGCGAGAGGUCGCAAAGAUGGCAAAGGUUCCUGGAUUUCGUCCUGGAAAGCAAGUUCCUGAUAGUAUUCUUGUUAAUUAUGCCGGGAAGCAAAAUGUUCAUAAGGCUGUUAUUGAGUCUAUACUGAAAAGGACCCUUCCUCACGCCUUGUCAUCGGUAAAUGGGAUAGCUUUGCAAGAUUCUGUCAGAAUCGCUACUACAUUUGCAGAGAUGGAGGAGACAUACGAUAUGUCAGACUCUUUGAAGUUUGAUGUCGUGGUUGAUGUGUUGCCUGAAGUGAGAUGGACUCCUGAGAACGGAUACAAGAACUUAAAAAUUGUUGUUGAAAUAGAUAACGAAAUAACUGCUGAGGUAGCCUGCGAGCGAGAGCUAAAACGUCGUCAUAAGACAUUAGGUCCAAUGAGAAUAGUCGCUGAUAGAGGGCUUCAGGUUGGUGAUGUUGUGGUAAUCGAUAUAUCAGCUGCAACAAUUGAGGAAGGUGGAAAAGAUUCUCAAAGGAUUCCAUCUGCCGAAAGCAAAGGUUUUAACUUUGACACAGAAGAUGGGGAAAAUCUUAUUCCUGGUUUCCUUGAUUCGUUAAUUGGAAUCCGGCCAGGUGAAACAAAGUCCUUUCCCCUCGUAUUUCCUGAGUCAUGGAAACAAGAAGAUCUCCGUGGAGUGCAAGCUCAAUUCACAGUAGACUGUAAAGAACUGUUCUACAGAGAUUUGCCGCCAUUGGAUGAUUCUCUUGCUGAACAGCUCCAGCCAGGAUGUUCAACUUUAGAGGAGGUCAAGGAGGCAUUGCUGCAGAAAUGCAGAGAGCUAGAGCAAACAGCCAAGGACCAAGCAACAGAUAAUGCAAUUCUAGACCAGCUUCGUAAGAUGGUUGAAAUUGAUAUUCCUCAAUCCUUGUUUGAGGAAGAAGGCAGGCAGAUGUAUGGAGCAAAGCUUAUGCAAGUUCAGGCACAAAUGAAGUUGAGUGACGAGCAAUUGGCAUCAUUGACAAAUUCGAAGUCAGUAGCUGAUUACAUUGAGCAUGAGAAGGAAAAUAUAAUUGAGGUGAUAAAACAGAAUUUGGCAGUAGGAGAUAUAUUUAAACGAGAAAAUAUGCAGGUAUCAACUGAUGAGGUGGUGAAAGAGGUAGAAAACUCUAUAGCAGAAUUUAGAAAACACGAGCAAGAGUACGAUGAAGAACGUAUCAAAGAACAGGUUCAAGAGGUUCUGGAGGGAGCAAAAGUGCUGGAAUGGCUGAGAGAACAUGCUGAAGUUCAAUUUAUUACCAGCUGAAUACCAGAAAAAUCACCCUUUGAACUGGUAAAAUAGCAUGUUUUGGUGUUCAUACUUCAAAUGCCCUGAAUCUAUGAAUGUAGUUUUUGACACCUUGAAGUUGCGUUAUAUUACACUGGUGAAACUAAAAUUGAAGAGUUAUAGAGAUCUUUAGUGUCAUUGUGACUUAAAUGUAAUAUGAGAAUUGGCAUUUGGAGUACCAUUUUUGUUGUAUAUCAGAAUAUAUGAGGUAGCUGCUUACGCUAAUUGGAGUGACUGUUUCUUUGUAAA
Messenger RNA from Beta vulgaris subsp. vulgaris (sugar beet), 1972 nucleotides. Its product is annotated as trigger factor-like protein TIG, Chloroplastic. Bases 71 to 1702 code for a protein of 543 amino acids. Gene Ontology annotation, biological process: protein unfolding; protein transport; 'de novo' cotranslational protein folding. The record is from RefSeq and is a predicted model, not a curated record. Gene Ontology annotation, molecular function: protein folding chaperone; peptidyl-prolyl cis-trans isomerase activity; ribosome binding. NCBI's taxonomy places the organism in Eukaryota, Viridiplantae, Streptophyta, Magnoliopsida, Caryophyllales, Amaranthaceae. The transcript has 13 exons.